AUAUAUAUUUAUGUGUAAUCAUGUGAAUAUGGAUUAUCUUUGUAUUUUUAGGAGGACCAUCAAGACUGCUUGAAUCACAGACCAAACCUCCUUCAGCUGGAUCUCAGACCAAACCACUUUCUCCUGAACUGGUUGAGCGGUGUGCAAAUGAUUUCAAGUUCAAGUACAGGUCAACUGUCUGUAAGAUCAGAGCUGAUCCUCUCAAUCCUGCUUCCAUUGUGCAGUUAAAAGACAUGUAUACUAAUCUUGUCUUACUAGAAGAACAUGGGACAGAGAAACGAAUGCUAGAUUACAAUGAUAUCCUUAAUCUCGAAGUCAAUGGAGAGUUCCCCAAGCGGAUCAUGGUCCAGGGAGAGGCAGGGGCUGGAAAAACUACAUUUUGUGCUAAGAUUGCCUGGGACUGGAUUGAAGGGAGACAUUUCAGUCGCUUUGUGUGGGUCUUGAUUGUUCCUCUACGUGAAUUUAAGCAACACACUAUUGGCAAGAUUGUAAAGUCUUAUCUGGCCAAAACCAAUCCAGCAACGGUUUCUCAGAUUACUGAGUAUAUCCAGUCAAAUCCUGACAAGGUAUUCAUUGCAUUCGAUGGGCUAGACGAGGUCAGUGGCGAAAUCAUGAAGCCAAAAUCCUGCGAAUCACAGUCUACUGAUCAAAUGCAACUUCAGCCAUCACAGCCAAGUGUCAACUCUUCAGAGGCAUGUGGAAGCUCAUCUGAGACUGGUGAUAUUGGGCUUGUAGAUAUUCUUUGUUCAGACCAACUUGCCUCUUGCCCAGUCUUGGUUACCACUCGCCCCUGGAAAGCAGUAGAGAUUAGAUCAGAUGGUGAUCUAAUGAAGCUUUACACUUUCAUUCAUGUUAAGGGUUUCAACAGAGAGAAUUUGUCAGUUUACAUUCACAAAUACUUUCCAAAGAAUGAGGAUAAAGCAAAUCAGCUUAUCCAGUUCACCCGUGAGAAUGAUGUCAUAUCUGAAAACAUGGCCCACUAUCCUAUAUAUGUAGCCAUGUUGUGUCUUAUGUGGAAAGAACUUGGUGAGCAAAAACUAAAGGAAAUUAAAUCACUGAAAACUUUUUCUCAAAUAUUCAAAACAAUGAUUGCCUUUCUAAAAGAACAUUAUGCUCAGAAAGAGGUGAAGAAAGUAGGCAGCUCCUCACUUCGUGCCUCUUUGACAACAAUUGAUGAGCUCCUUGGACCAAUUGCCAAACAGGCCUUCAACGGUUUGCUAGAAAAUACCUUGGUUUUUGGUGAAGAUGAUUUCGAAAUAUGCCCAGAAUCCAAGGACACUGCCUGUAGGGUCGGGAUUUUGUCUCAGGAGGACAGAAUUACCACUAGCAUGGACAUGCAUAAAGGGAAUUCUUAUGUGCAAUUGCCAGUCUUCUUCCCUCACAAACUGUUUCAGGAGUACAUGGCUGGAGUCCAUCUUGCUUUCCUGUAUGAAUCAGAUCGUAAUGAAUUCAACAGGCUGAUUGAGCAAGUAGUGCUGCCAAGGAAGGAGGAGUUUAGGUAUCUCCUGUACUUCACUGUGUCACAGAACAAAAGUAUUGCCACCCAUGUAAUGAAGUCUAUGCUUCAGGGAGUAUACAGGGAUUCAUUCGCCAUACGUAGAGAGUUAACUUUCAUUGUUGAUGUAGCCUUUGAGAGUCAGGACCCAGAUGUAGCAGCCUUGGUGAAGGACAGGGUUUUAUCAGAGGAGAUUAAGCUGACCAUAUCCAAGGACAUGACAGCACACAAUGUAGCUGGUUAUGCAUUCAUGGGACAUGUGGUUGAACUCGGUAUUGAGAGAGAUUGUGGACCUACUAUGUCACUUGAUGUGGCAGAGAUGAUAUGCUCCAUUCCAUCCUUGAAGGAUUUUUUUGUUAACGAAGCUGCAUUCCACCAUCUUUUUUUUGAAACACUUGCAAGGAAAGGAAAAGAAUCAAAGGUCCAGUCUAUCGAGCUUGAUUGUAUCCAGUUUCCCACACCAACCUCAGGACAUCACCUAGCAGAAGCACUGUGUUCUAUGCCGAACCUGACUAAACUGAUACUCUCUGACGGGGAUCUCAACGAGGAGUUUUACUCUACAUUGAAAGGAAAGGCAUCAUCCAUACAGGUCCAGAUGUUCGGGAUGGAUGAUAUCCAGCUUCGCCGGCCCACUACAGCCUCACAUCACCUAGCAGAAGCACUGUGUUCCAUGCCAAACCUGACUUGCCUCUCAUUCACUGGAGAGGAUCCCAAUGAGGAAUUCUACUCUGCAUUGAAAGCAAAGGCAUCAUCCAUACAGGUCCAGACUCUCAAGCUUACAUAUCGCAACCGUCCCACACCAGCCACAUCACAUCACCUAGCAGAAACACUGUGUUCUAUGCCAAAGCUGACUGACGUGAAACUUGAUAUGUCACUCAAUAAGGAAUUCUACCCUGCAUUGAUAGCAAAUGCAUCAUCCAUACAGGGUUGUUUUCCUCAGAUCAGGAAGGGAAACUUCAGGUUCAAUGGAGUUGCUCAAGAUGACUUGAACUCAUUUCUUCACACCCUCACAUGUUGGCAAAGGUCAGUACAGUAUAUGUGAUAAACAAAAUUAAGAUUCAGGUAACAGCAUGUAGACUUUUCAUGAAUAGUGCGAUAUAUAAACAAUAUAAAAAGCCUCUAGU
This is a messenger RNA of Strongylocentrotus purpuratus (purple sea urchin), 2619 nucleotides long. RefSeq names its product NACHT, LRR and PYD domains-containing protein 12-like. The transcript is spliced from 6 exons. Bases 234 to 2537 code for a protein of 767 amino acids. Lineage: Eukaryota; Metazoa; Echinodermata; Echinoidea; Camarodonta; Strongylocentrotidae. The record is from RefSeq and is a predicted model, not a curated record.